AGCGAAGUCAAUGGCAGUGCUGAAUACAAGAGUUAGGAUCCGAAGGUAGGUAGGCUGGAGACUGUUAUAACCACUGGCAGCUGCCACUUGCUAAGUUUGCUGCGUUGAUGUCAACCUCGGCGUUGCAUCUCUGGCUGAGCUUACCAAUUUUGUCCGUUAGCGAGCUUGGGUCAUAGGUAAAGUCACUCCGACAUUACUAAUGUAGUACCUUCCGGCCUCCGUCGCCGGCACCGUUUGCAGUUGUUGCGGAGCCGGCCCCACUCCGGGACGGGAAAGACGAACGUGUUCUCGGCCGCGGCAAAACUUGGGGUAAGGGGCUGGCCCGUCCUUGCUAAGUCAUCAAUUGCAAGUUGUGCGAAAAGCAAGAUUUGAUCUUUUGAAAUGUCAAAUUUCCUCUGGACUCCAGCUCCGGCCUCUGUAACAGGAGGCCGCCAUCACAUCCUGCAAGAAUGGGCGCAGCAAGUGCAGCAGCAGCAUCAUGCACCCGCCUCAUCCGCAUCGUCUUCUUCCAACCCCAGAUACGUCGUCUCAAGUCCAUUCCAGCAAAGUACUAGCUAUCACGACUUUGAUUUUCUAAACGACAUACCGUGGGACCAAGCCAUUGAUAUCGAAGCGACCUUUGACGUUCAACAAUCCUUCGCUCAGUGUUUCUCCGCACCUGACCUGGAACAUCUCGACACUACCAUCGCCUGCCCCGACAUUCAUCCCACUUUGGGCCCCGACUACUAUGCCCAUCUGCCAGUGACUACCACAGCAGCCUUCGAAAUACCCUCCACCACCACGCCCACGUUGACUCUGCCUUCACCCUCGCUCGCCAACCACUCCGAGUCUCCUUCCCAAUCUCCCACUCCCAGCCCUAACUAUGACGCGGGCGUCCAAGUUCAAGUUCUCGUUCCCGGCCUGAAACUACCCGAAACUACCAAAUCCAAAUCCAAGUCCAAUUCCAGACCGGGACGGCGGCCAGCAGCAGCAUCAUCAACACUAUCAUGGCCGUCAUCGUCAUCGUCAUCAUCAUCAUCGUCUGACGGCAAAAGAGUUUCCAAGCGUUCGGCACGUGCAGUUCAUGGGGAUGAUGAUGAUCCUGAGAUAGUCCUGCGCCGGCAACGCAACAACAUCGCGGCCAAGCGAUACCGGCAAAAGAAGAUUGACCGGAUUCAGGAAUUGGAGGAGGAGGUUGCGCUGGUGAAGGAGGAAAGGGAUGAGUUAAGGAUUAGGGUUGCAAGGCAGGAGGCGGAGGUGGCUGCGUUGAGGGAGAUGUUACAGUUGAGGAUGGUCAAGGGGAAUGGGAAUGGGAAUGGGAAUGGGGAGGGGUCUUAGGCUAGGUUGAGGUCUGAUGUGGGCUAUGCUAGGUGCCUGGUACUAUGCAAGUUGAAUUGAAGACAGUAGUUGUUUGGCUUGGAUAUUCUCUAGUGUCAAUUGCUAUUGAUUUUGUGGUUGUGAUCCUGUCUAUCAUUCUAUGUGCAGAGGCCGAUUCCAUAUCGCUGUUGACGCUUGGUACAGUACAGUGUCCCAGACAUUACCCUUGUACAUAUGUCAGCCGGAGCAAAUCCCGUCCGCGUUCGAAACAGAGCAGAGAUGUAGAUGAAAGAAGGUAUCAUAACUGAAGUUUCAAAG
Messenger RNA from Canariomyces notabilis, 1614 nucleotides. RefSeq lists its product as uncharacterized. Gene Ontology annotation, molecular function: DNA-binding transcription factor activity, RNA polymerase II-specific; RNA polymerase II cis-regulatory region sequence-specific DNA binding. NCBI's taxonomy places the organism in Eukaryota, Fungi, Ascomycota, Sordariomycetes, Sordariales, Chaetomiaceae. Gene Ontology annotation, cellular component: transcription regulator complex. The record is from RefSeq and is a predicted model, not a curated record. Gene Ontology annotation, biological process: positive regulation of cellular response to amino acid starvation. Bases 382 to 1317 code for a protein of 311 amino acids. The transcript is spliced from 2 exons.